AUGAGGGUUUGGAAAGAGACUAACCGUAAUCUAUACCUCCACGAAUUUUUGGAUAGGAAAGCGUCAAAGCGGGUUUGUAUCUCUUGCAAGAAGGAGGCAAAUUGGCGAUGUCUCGAUUGCUUUGCCGGCACGGCAUAUUGUGCAGAAUGUUGCCGAACAUCCCACUGCAGGGACCCUUUCCACCGGAUUGAACGUUGGACCGGCACCUUUUAUGAGCCGAGCUGGCUGUGGAAAGUGGGUUUGGUUAUUCGACUUGGUCACGAAGGUGAUCGGUGCCCGAAUGGAAGCAGCAACUUGAGUGCCGACCUUGACAUUGACGAAGAGGAAUGGUUUGACAUGGAAGACCUUACCAGCACUUCGGCCGAUCCAAAACCAACGGACCGUAUUUACAAUGGUGGCCGGGUCAUGACCGUAGUCCAUACUUCCGGUGUGCAUCACCUACCUAUCGUCUUCUGUGGAUGUUCUGGUGCAGCAGCCGAGGACAUACAGUUGUUCCGGGUUGGGUUGUACCCAUCCACCUACAAGUCUUGCCAGACCGUAUUUACCUUCCAACUCCUCGAUGACUACCUGCUGGAAAACCUGGAAUGUAAAACAUCGGCCACCCACUACUACUCCAAAUUGAGAAGGAUCACCAACUUUGCAUUUCCGAAUUCCAUUCCGAACCGGUAUCACGAGUUAAUAAGGGUUGGUAGACAAUACCGUAAUCUUACUGAACUGGCUACUUUUGGAUUUGGACACAAAGGUAAGGCUCCGACGCCGGGGGAGAUGGGUUUUUUUUGCCCUACCUGCCCACAACCGGGAGUCAACCUUCCUGAUGACUGGAACAAAAACCCCAAUGAUCCUACUAACUGGAAGUAUACCAGAGGAUUUGUAGCCGAUGGCAAUUUCACAGCAGCCCACCAAAAACAGGCACGGCCCAAAGACGAUGUUUGGCUUAAAAAUGGGGAUAGUUUCAUGACGCAAAGAGGACCUUAUUUGAGCCACCUUCGGGACGCGAUUGAAGAUAAUGAUCCGAGGACAUGUCAUGAGCACAAUGCUAUCAACAACAAGAAUGUAUUUCACCGAGGUUUUGACGCUACUGGAAUUGGAGCCAUUGCUUGCCUUCGACAUGGCACCUUUUGUCCGGGUUCGGUGGUAGAUUUUCAAAAGGGAGAAAGGCAAAUGAACAUGGACUAUGCCUUGUGCCAGGCUCUGAAGAAUACCAUGACCAGUGAAGAAAAAAGGGUUAUUUUUGUCUAUGACAUCAACUGCCAGUAUAUGCCGGGAUCGGCUUAUUCCAUGUCCAUGGCCAUCAAGAAAUAUGCUUUCCACGAUUUGCCCCAACAUUCAUCCCCGGGGCUGGUCAAACAGAUGGAGAGAUAUUGGAGACUUUGUGGGCUGUUCUCAACGAGCCUUUGCAAGAAGUGGAAGCAAGCAAAACUCGGGCUCUCUGAGAGCUUCCAGGCUCUUGAAGAAUUAAGUGCCUCAGCAAGUAAGGAACAGAUUCAAGAAUGGGAGCAACAGAUCAAAACGGCAAAUUUGAAUCGGGCAAAGGACCUUUCCGCCAUGGACAUCUAUUACGUCAAGGUCAAGGAAGCCGAGACCGAAAAGGGCAUUCGGCUAAAACUUAUGACUAAAGAACAGGCAGGCAAGGUCAAGCUGGGGUUAACUGGAUGGGUAAACACCGGUAUCAAAAUUCAGGAAGCCCAAGCCGAAUUGGCCGCCUUUGUGAAGGCUCAAGGCAGUCGUCCAAGUGCCGAUCAGAAGCUGGAGAUAAUGAAAUGUCGAGAGAAGCUGUCCAAGCGACUUGAAGAGUUUUCCGAGGGCGGUCAAGGCCAUUUUCCCAACUUGGAAAUUAAUGAAGGAACUAUUCAUGAUCCACUGCUCUCGGAGGAUAUUGUGGAUGACGAUGACUGGAGCAAUUGUGAUGAAGAGGAAACCCCAGCACCGAGCAUACCCAGUUUGCCUGAUCAGGGAUAUGGAUCGGCCGAACAUCAACAAAUCCUCUUACCAUCCUCAUUUCAAGCAGCCCUCCUCCCUACAUCACUGGGAGAAGCCCGGUGCGUAGAGAUAGAAUUGAGAGUGGCCCAGGCAAAUAACGCUCUGAAGCGUUUACGGGAAGCCAUCGGUUACAAGUCAUUCCUUUAUCGGAAGAGAAUUCGAGCCGAGAAAUCGAAAAAACGUGUAACUCGGGCUUACGAUGCUGUACAAGGAUCGGAUCGCAAUAUGAAAAGUGCUCUCCGGGCAUACAACCAAGCUCGAUGGGCUCUUAAUCAGCUCAAUGCUCCUCAGGGCACUCGUGACCGAUACAAGCCGAUAGGGAAAAAAGAUACAAGGGCACUAACUACGGUAUACAAUGGCAACGCCCGGGGUCAAAGAAAUAUUGCUCUGCCAUGGUUCUGGAAUAUGGCUGUGGCUGAUGAUUCGUCGGGUUCAACAUACAUGGAACAAGUAUAUCGGGUGAAUUGGCUCAGAGCAAAAGCUCGAUAUGACCGGUGGUCAGAAGAGCAUACCUUGAUCCCAAACGAAAUGAACUGGACCCGCCUCUAUUUCAUCAACAAAGCAAGGGAGUGGGCUGGGCUGAGGGACUUGGUGCCAGACAAGCCGGGACAUGUAUGCUUUGCCGAGGGGCAAAUCAGUGAUCGGUGCCCGAAUGGAAGCAGCAACUUGAGUGCCGACCUUGACAUUGACGAAGAGGAAUGGUUUGACAUGGAAGACCUUACCAGCACUUCGGCCGAUCCAAAACCAACGGACCGUAUUUACAAUGGUGGCCGGGUCAUGACCGUAGUCCAUACUUCCGGUGUGCAUCACCUACCUAUCGUCUUCUGUGGAUGUUCUGGUGCAGCAGCCGAGGACAUACAGUUGUUCCGGGUUGGGUUGUACCCAUCCACCUACAAGUCUUGCCAGACCGUAUUUACCUUCCAACUCCUCGAUGACUACCUGCUGGAAAACCUGGAAUGUAAAACAUCGGCCACCCACUACUACUCCAAAUUGAGAAGGAUCACCAACUUUGCAUUUCCGAAUUCCAUUCCGAACCGGUAUCACGAGUUAAUAAGGGUUGGUAGACAAUACCGUAAUCUUACUGAACUGGCUACUUUUGGAUUUGGACACAAAGGUAAGGCUCCGACGCCGGGGGAGAUGGGUUUUUUUUGCCCUACCUGCCCACAACCGGGAGUCAACCUUCCUGAUGACUGGAACAAAAACCCCAAUGAUCCUACUAACUGGAAGUAUACCAGAGGAUUUGUAGCCGAUGGCAAUUUCACAGCAGCCCACCAAAAACAGGCACGGCCCAAAGACGAUGUUUGGCUUAAAAAUGGGGAUAGUUUCAUGACGCAAAGAGGACCUUAUUUGAGCCACCUUCGGGACGCGAUUGAAGAUAAUGAUGCAAAUGAACAUGGACUAUGCCUUGUGCCAGGCUCUGAAGAAUACCAUGACCAGUGA
This is a messenger RNA of Laccaria bicolor S238N-H82, 3420 nucleotides long. RefSeq lists its product as uncharacterized. The record is from RefSeq and is a predicted model, not a curated record. NCBI's taxonomy places the organism in Eukaryota, Fungi, Basidiomycota, Agaricomycetes, Agaricales, Hydnangiaceae. Bases 1 to 3420 code for a protein of 1139 amino acids. The transcript has 12 exons.